AUGAAAGUUCUCUCAGUUGUCAUUACGGCGUUGCUGGCUGCUGAAUCAACUGGUUCUUGGUUUGACAUCGAAAAGAAAACAAAAGCGAGUGGAACGGAACGAAUUUCUCCUCGCAUCGUUAACGGUUCAGCGACAUCGAUUGCGAGAUUCCCUUGGAUGGUCAGACUACGCACCAAGUACCACAAAAAAUGGCACGGGUGCGGUGGAGCCAUACUAACUCCAAAGCACGUAAUCACAGCCGCACACUGCAUACGACGAAAGUUGAACCGAGAGCCCAGAAAAAUCAUGGUCCGCUACGGCAGCUCCGUCCGCGCCAGGAUGCAAGAGGUGCGGGUGAGAGGUUACUACCGGCACGAACGGUACAGCCAACAAACGUUCAGCAACGACAUCGCCGUGCUUCUCCUCGACCAAGCCCUGAAGCUGAGUAAGAAGACUAAAGCCAUCCGCAUUUCCGGAACUGAUGCAGACCUUGCUGGAAAGAGAGUCAUCGUGGCUGGAUGGGGGCGACCCGAGGAAGGAGCCUCCCGCAGGACCGAGAACCUGAGAUACACAUCGCAGGUUGUCUGGCCUCCCAACAAGUGCCGGCGAAAGCUCAGGUCUUUUAAUGAGGAGAUCCACAUUUGCGCCUACGGAAAAAUUUCCUCCACCUGCAAGGGUGAUUCGGGCGGGCCGGUGAUGAUAAGAAAUGGCAACAACAUUGAAAUGGUCGGCCUUGUGUCUUACGGCAUCGGCUGCAAUCGCAAAGGUGUUCCAAGCGGGUACACAAGGAUUUCACAUUACCGCUCGUGGAUAGCGAACGCCCUCUCGAACAACGAUUCCUACAAGAUGCUGAAAUAA
Molecule: messenger RNA, 837 nt
Organism: Ixodes scapularis (black-legged tick)
Lineage: Eukaryota; Metazoa; Arthropoda; Arachnida; Ixodida; Ixodidae
Product: trypsin beta
Exons: 7
Coding region: 1-837 (278 amino acids)
Biological process (GO): proteolysis
Molecular function (GO): serine-type endopeptidase activity
Source: RefSeq, a predicted model, not a curated record